Messenger RNA from Brassica napus (rape), 1113 nucleotides. Its product is annotated as CDP-diacylglycerol--inositol 3-phosphatidyltransferase 1. The transcript has 11 exons. Gene Ontology annotation, biological process: phosphatidylinositol biosynthetic process. The coding region runs from base 244 to 930 and encodes 228 amino acids. Gene Ontology annotation, molecular function: CDP-diacylglycerol-inositol 3-phosphatidyltransferase activity. The record is from RefSeq and is a predicted model, not a curated record. Gene Ontology annotation, cellular component: Golgi apparatus; membrane. NCBI's taxonomy places the organism in Eukaryota, Viridiplantae, Streptophyta, Magnoliopsida, Brassicales, Brassicaceae.
GACAAUUCCAAAUCAGAAAAAUUCCACUUUUUUGAAUGUCGAAAGCUGACAAAACUGAGAAAUACCUUCGAAUCUGAUUCGAUUCGAUUUGCAUUGAAGAACUUGAGAGCCUCUUUUUGACUCCCUCUCUCUCUUUCUCUACAGAUCUCUUCUUCUCUCACUUGAAGAUCGCCACAACUCUAACCUGUUUCCAAGGUGGAUCGUUGAAUCGGGUAGAGAGAUUGAUUGUGUAUCAAGUCAAAAAUGACGAAGAAGGAGAGACCUAGACCACAGAAGUUGUCUGUUUACCUUUAUAUACCUAACAUUGUUGGGUACAUGAGAGUUCUCUUGAACUGUGUUGCCUUUGCUGUCUGUUUCUCUAACAAAACACUCUUCUCCCUCCUCUAUUUCUUCAGCUUUUGUUGUGAUGCUGUUGAUGGCUGGUGCGCUCGUAGAUUCAACCAAGUUUCAACGUUUGGAGCUGUUCUCGACAUGGUCACAGAUAGAGUUAGCACGGCCUGUCUACUCGUGGUUCUCUCUCAAGUCUACAGGCCUAGCUUGGUCUUCCUUUCAUUACUGGCUUUAGAUAUUGCUAGUCACUGGCUGCAGAUGUACAGUACGUUUCUAGCAGGGAAGAGCAGCCAUAAGGAUGUGAAAGACAGCACAAGCUGGCUUUUCAGACUCUACUAUGGAAACCGGAUCUUUAUGUGUUACUGCUGUGUGUCUUGCGAGGUUCUGUAUAUCAUCCUUCUUCUCAUUGCAAAGAACCAAACCGAGAACCUCCUGAAUGUCGUAGUUUCCACUUUGACUCAGAUUUCACCACUUUCUCUUCUUUUGGCUUUGACAAUAUUCGGUUGGUCCAUGAAACAAACAGUCAAUAUCAUUCAGAUGAAAACAGCUGCAGAUGUCUGUGUACUGUAUGAUAUAGAGAAGCAGCAGAAGAAACCUUGAUCUUCCUUUCCCUUUUUUCUGAACUUGCAACUCUAGUUUUUUUUCCAGUGUAGAAACAUGCGCUCCUGUGUUUAAAACAAGAUGAAAGAAUAUUGAUUUGCGUUUUUGACAUAAUUUCUGUUUGUAAAUAUAAUCAGAUUACAUGUUUAAUCUUAUGUUAUAUUGAAUUGCCUUUUGACAUAA